AUCUCAUUUCUCUCCACUGAAUCCUUCCAGCCACACGGAGCUGCUGAGGAGCUGCCUGGUCCAUCCUUGGAUCCUCCAAGCACUGACUCCCAUCCACUCUGACCACAGCCAGGGGGCCACAUCCCACCGCCUGCCCAGCGCCCAUCCAUGGAGGUGAGCACUGUGUUUCCUCAUUUUUCUGCACUGACCGAUGGAUCUGUCCUGUGUGAGAUCAGUGUCAGCACAGUGAUCAUACAUAUUGUGACGCUGCUCAUCUGCAUCUGUGGGCUGGCUAGGACUGGGGCUGUCCUCUGGCUCCUCCGCAUUAAGGCCAUCACCUACUUCAUCUUCAAUCAGGCCAUCAAUGACUUCCUCUUCCUCAUCUUCAUGGUCCCUUCCACCCUGCUCUUCCUGCACGAGGAAGUGUCCUGCUCCACUAUAAUUUCUCGGAUGCAUUUGAGCUUGCUUUUCCAGCUCUCCCUGUUCUCCUACAACAUGGGGCUGUACCAGCUGACAUUCAUCAGCUUUGAGAGGUGCAGAUCCGUCCUCUGCCAGGUUUUCUGUCAUUGCAAACUUCCCCAGCGCCUGUUGUGGGUGGUGAUGACUGCCCUGUCCUGGGCCUUCUUCUUUGUUGCUGUCGUUGUCAAUCCCAUGGUGACUUUCCUGUGCCAGUCACAGGAACAGGAGCAUUGCCAGGUGGCUCUCCUCUCCAUGUAUGUCCUCAAUUUCUUCCUGUUUGCUGCACCCAUGCUCAUUUCCAGCAUAAUCGUCUUCAUUCAUUUCAAACCUGGCUCCCAGCAGAGGGAACACAAGAGGCUCGACAUCGCCAUCUUCCUCACUGCACUCCUCAGUCUGCCCCUCAGUCUCUUGUAUUUACUGCAGCAGCUCGAGUACACCUCGCCUGUGUCCACCGAGGUGAUUUUCCUACUCACCUGCAUCAACAGCAGCAUCAAACCCUUCAUCUACUUCUUGGUGGGGAGCUGGAAGGAAGACUACUCCUUGAGGAGCUUCUGGAGAGACUGCUCCAUCAACAGCUGCAGGAGUCACAUCUCCAUGCAGUCCCUAAGGGAGGCCCUCCAGAGGGUGUUUGAGGAGCCAGAAGAAAACACUGCUCACAGCAAUGAAAACAAUGCCCCCAGUGAUGAAAAAAAUGCCCCCAGUGAUGAAAACACUGACCCCAGUGAUGAAAAUACUGACCCCAGUGAUGAAAUCACUGCGGCUAGCUAUGAAAACACUUCCUCCAGUGAUGAAUACACUCCCUCCAGCGAUGAAAACACUUCCUCCAGUGAUGAAAACACUCCCUCCAGCAAUGAAAACACUGCCUCCAGUGACAAAAACACUGACCCCAGAAAUGAAAUCACUGCCUCCAGCUAUGAAAACACUGCGUCCACUGAUGUAAACACUGCGUCCAGUGAUGUAAACACUGACCCCAGCUAUGAAAACACUGACCCCAGCUAUGAAAACACUGACCUCAGUGAUGAUUCCUUCGUGGUCUGA
Molecule: messenger RNA, 1476 nt
Organism: Poecile atricapillus (Black-capped chickadee)
Lineage: Eukaryota; Metazoa; Chordata; Aves; Passeriformes; Paridae
Product: mas-related G-protein coupled receptor member H-like
Exons: 1
Coding region: 148-1476 (442 amino acids)
Biological process (GO): G protein-coupled receptor signaling pathway
Cellular component (GO): membrane
Molecular function (GO): G protein-coupled receptor activity
Source: RefSeq, a predicted model, not a curated record